This is a messenger RNA of Colletotrichum orchidophilum, 1794 nucleotides long. RefSeq lists its product as uncharacterized. The transcript has a single exon. The annotation marks the transcript as partial. The record is from RefSeq and is a predicted model, not a curated record. Lineage: Eukaryota; Fungi; Ascomycota; Sordariomycetes; Glomerellales; Glomerellaceae.
AUGCAAUCGGAAGGCAGCAGGCGGUCGACAGCCACUCCGUCAGGCUCCAAACUCACUCCAUCAUACCUCAUGGCCGAACAGCAGCUGGCCAACAACAGCUUACGCUUGCGGCCCUUCCAAUAUCAGGCGCUGGAUCCGGCCAAAAAGGAAUUCCGCCUUAUCGAAUUAGCACCUCUUGAGACUGAAGACCUAGAAUUUACACCAAGUCAUGAGCCAACCGUUCGAUGUCGCUUGAAGCACGCCAGUCUCCAUGAGUGGCAUUGCUACACGGCGGUUUCCUACGCUUGGGGAGACGCCAAUACGACAAAGGGCAUCCUAGUGAAUGAUCAGUGGGUUCAAGUUACCACGAAUCUGGAAUCAGCCUUGAGACAUUUGGCUCCUCAGCAAAGCGGUACUGAGCAGCAAAGUUCAACAUUUUGGGUUGACGCGGUGUGCAUCAACCAGCAGAACGAAGCAGAGAGAACCCAACAAGUGGCUUAUAUGAAGGAAAUCUAUCAGAACGCUACAGAAACCUUCAUAUGGUUAGGCCCUGCGAGCGUGGAUAGCGAUCUUGCGAUGGACACCCUGCGCGAGCUGGACAAGGUGGUUGAUAUGGAGGAGUUUGGCUUCCAGUCUUGGUCCGAGUUUCCUUUCGCCGAGACUGCUGGCGUGCCGAUGGUGAAUCGUGUCCAAAACAUCCUCAAAGGGGUAAUUGAGGAGCUUUGUUGCAACGACUUUGCGAGACUGAAGGCUGUUGGCUCUUUAUUUGAGCGAUCCUGGUUCCAGCGCGUGUGGGUAAUACAGGAACGCGUGCUGUCAACAGACUGCAUCGUCUGUUGUGGGAAUACUUGGACCUCGUGGGAUACGUUCUACGACGGAUUCUGGAUGUUAUGUGGCGUACGCGACUACCUGAACAUCGUCGGCCCGGGAACUGGAAGGUCAGACAGCUCUGCACUGGUGAGCUUUCUCACGGCGGCCCUGGACAGAGUAACCCCGGUGGCCUUCACUCGUCUCAAUUCCCCACUCUUGACCCUUUUCUCCCUGUUGUCCAGGAUGGCGAAAAAGGCUCAGCUUCAGGCUUCUGAUCAACGAGACUACGUUUUUUCGCUGUUGGGUUUGAUUGAUCCGGAGUCUGGUCCGUCGAUACAGGCCCAAUACAACAAGGAUUGGAAAACGGUUCGGACAGAGGUGGCCAAAGCCUGUCUAACUUUCUAUGGCCCGGUGAUUCUAUCAUUCGCUGGGUUGAGACAGCUGCAAAGCAAACCGGCAUGGGCGCCCGACUGGUCCUCGAAACACCUGGCGCAACCAUUACACACGCCUUCACUUUUUGUCGUGCGAGGCAAGAACAGAGAAAAGGCUUACACAGCAUCUGCAGGCCUUUCUCAGUCUCUUUCAGAAGCAUUCUCGGAGGCGGGCGUCCUAUCGUUGAAGGCAUUACGAGUAGGCGAGAUUGUCAAACGAGGAGAUCCCUUUCCAAAUAUGAGUGUCGGCACACCAGAUGCGACACGAGCCGCAAUCUUCAACUCAUGGCUUGACGACUUUGAUCUCAUCCUGCCAGGUCCUAAUGAGGUAUACAAGACUGAUGAAGAGCUGCGCGAGGCCUUGUGGAGAAGUCCAAUCGCAGAUCGAGAGUUCGCGUACAACUGGGAAACGGAACGGGCAUCCAGGGAAAUGUUCCUGGCCUAUCAGGCUCUCCGCCGAGGCGAGCUCUCUGAGGGUCUAAAGUACAUGAAUGUGGCCAGUGCAAAAUUGGAUGGGAGACGUCCCUUCAUAACUGAUAGAGGUUAUGUAGGGCUUGCACCAUUGGAAGCUUCU